This is a messenger RNA of Emiliania huxleyi CCMP1516, 1327 nucleotides long. RefSeq lists its product as hypothetical. The transcript is spliced from 5 exons. The record is from RefSeq and is a predicted model, not a curated record. Lineage: Eukaryota; Haptophyta; Isochrysidales; Noelaerhabdaceae. The coding region runs from base 51 to 974 and encodes 307 amino acids.
GACGUGGAGCCGUUCGGCUACAGCACCGACGGCCACAGGUGUGCUAAGCGAUGCCGCUGCUCCGCAAAUGCCGACUUCUCCUUCGAAAGGCGGUUGACGUUAUGGGCCCCAGUUGUGAUGGAGGGACCCCGGCGAAGCCGCAGCCCCCGGCCGACCAGCCCGAGCGACUCGAAGCGAUCUUCCAGCCUCUGUUCGAGUCCCUUGAGGAGACAGCGAUGGAUCACAUCGACAACCUCGUCGAGGAGCAGGCCGAAGGCUCGGACUCUGUGAUCGACUUUGGUGAGGUUCUGGAGCGGGCUCGCUCGCUCGCGUACCUCUCGGCGACGUGCAAGCUGCUGCGCGAAAUUCACAAGCCGGAGCCGCUGCGCGUCAAGCUGCUCGGCCUGCUCGUCGUGUCGGACGAUGAGAUGCGCGUCGUCAUGUCCUACCGGCAGGAGAUGCUGCACGACCCCAUCCUUGGCACCUCGCGCCGCCGGCAGACCGUGCAUGAGGCGGAGCGGUUCAUGAGCUACGUGCUGCGGCAACGCGCCAAGACGCUCUGGAAGAUCCACGACCCCAUUUCCUACCGCGCCUGCGGCGAGCUGCCUCGCAACAUCGGCGGGUACGGCUCCCGCCGCCUCUGCGUGUGGCACAUGAACCGCGUGCGGCGCGACGCGAUGAUGUCCUUCUACACGCGGCUCGCCAUCGCGUCCAAGCUGGCGCAGAUCAAGGAGGCGGCGCCCCUCUGCUCCAAGCUCAAGGAGUACGGGUACGGGUCUGCCCUCUGGCGCUCCCUCGUCGCGGACAUAUCGGCGGGCGUGCUGUCCGCAGCGCUCAACGCCGCGCAGGCGCACUCUAUCAUGGAGAAGAUCGUCACGUACGACAAGCGCACCGGCCUGUCGGUCGAGGUGUCGAGCCGCGGCAUCGCCGAGCGCGCCAGCCUGCCGCCCUACCUGCCGCCCCCCUACUGGCCGGCGGCGCCGGAGGUGGAGUAGGCGGCAAUGGCGGGCAUGAAGCAGCAGAGGCGGCUCCAAAGUGCUUUUUUAUUCUCCGAGGCUGGCCUCGCCAGCGCCUGCCUAAUCGCUCCCCACAACGCUGCUGAGCACCCCGCUUUACAGCGGGAGUGCCGCGGUUUGUGUCUCGGGUCCUCUGUCACGCUGGAGAGAGAGAGUGUGUGUGUGUGUGUGUUGGGGUUCCUGGAGCGGCCGCAUAUUGCGCUCGGCAACCCCCCUUGGGUGUGUGCUCUUGUGUUUUUACCGUGUGUUUGUCCGACGUGCUUUUGUGCCCCACUCGAGUGCCACGCGCGUUGUCGUUGGGGCGAACGCUGAGUACUUACAUGUACAACAUG